Molecule: messenger RNA, 4045 nt
Organism: Cercocebus atys (sooty mangabey)
Lineage: Eukaryota; Metazoa; Chordata; Mammalia; Primates; Cercopithecidae
Exons: 4
Coding region: 2143-2862 (239 amino acids)
Source: RefSeq, a predicted model, not a curated record
UCCUUUAAAAAAGUCUUUGGAAAUUCUCACUUCUCAUAGUUCACAUGAAAUCCAGGUAACUUCUUUUGACCUGUGGCUUUAAUAAAGGAAGAAAAAACCUAGUUGUUACAGUAUGAUCAGUGUGUUAGUUUGACAUCCACAUCAAAGAAAAUAACUCUCUAAGCAAGGCUGUCCUUAAAGCUGGAGACAGACUUGUCAGUAACUCACAGCCGGAAAAACUUGAUUUCUAGAACCAUGAUCAAACUGUCAGGACAAUGCUGCUUCCAUGAGAAUCAAGACAAGCCCACCCGUCUGAUUUUUUCCAGACAUAACUAAGAACUCCAAAGGUGAGCCAACAAACCAAGUGAAAGACAUCAAAUAAUUGCAUCACUAUUUCCCUUGAGGGAUUUUGUCCUAAAGACUAAGAAAACCCUCUUAAAUUAGCUCUAAUUAAAUGUUGUGAAUCUGUGGUUCCACCAUUCAGAAAAUGGAUUGCCUCAUUGUGUUUUUUCCAUGUUACUAAGAGAUUGGGAUUCUUUAAAGGAAGAUUAAAAGCAUGGAAGGGACAAAAGGAAACAGAGUGAAAACAGAAAAAAGUAAGUCCAAGUCUAUUCUGGAUACUGCAUGGAUAGAUGGUGGCCGUAGGUAAUCAUUUGGUAUGUGUUGACAGAAUUGGUUUACGCGAUCACUCUGGCGGUGUGCUAGCCAUAUUGAUUAUGGGGUGAUACAUAUAGAUUAGUGUGAUGAGUAACAGUGUUUUCACACCACACUGGCUGACUGCAUAUACAGACAAGAUCAAGCUAUUCUGUACAGCCUAUUCCUUAGGGAGUGUUGGGGGAAGUAAGGGUAGGGGGGCUCACCAGGCACUCUGCUGUUAAGUUAUCCUGACAAUAGGGUUAUUUUAAAAUUUAUUGCGAAGUGUUUCUAUACAAAGGAAAUGUUUCGUGGAAGGAAUUCGUGAUAUUAUACAAGUAUGUUUCUUUAAUUGGAAACCAGACACACUCUACUAAACAUUUUAUUGGAAAAUUUAUUUCACACUUCACAAAGGAUCCCGAGAGAAAUGCUUUGUGAUUAACUGUGAUUGUCCAUAUAUGAAAAAUGAGGGCAGGAUAAGAAUAAAUAUGCAAUUAAUGGGGCAGGCCUCCUAUUCUUUAUUUGUUUUCUGACAUUUCCAGCAGUAUCUUCUCCCAGAGAUGAUAAUAUUAAGCAGGUCAUCUAAUGCCAAAUCUUGUCAGAUUGAUACCUUGUUAUCCUUUAUUGUUGUUUUAAUCUUUAAUACAAUUUGGCUGUAAAUUGAAAGCUCUGUAUACCACUAUAAUCCUGCAAGCUGAUUCACUUGAUUGAAGGGAAAAAUGAGACACAAAACCCAUGCUGCUUUUAUGUUCUUAGACAACACUCCUUACCCACUUGCAGACUAGUGGCUUUUCUUCAGUUUUAAUUUGAGGUUUUUUUGUUUUGUUUUGUUUUUUCUUUUUUGGUUGGUUGGUUGGUUUCUUUUUAAUUGAUAGAUUCUUUAAACUAUGCCAGGGUAGUCUCUGGAUGAACAGCAUCAAUAUCACCUGAACACUUGUUAGCAAUACAGAUUUUCAGGUGAAUUCUUGACCUAUUGAGUCAGAAACUCUGUUCUGGAGGUCCAGUGAUCUCUGUUUAACAAGCCCUCCAAGAUGAUUCUGAAGCCCACUAAAGUUUGAGAACCACUGCAUUACACUGUCAGACUCCUUCCUCUCAUUGUUUUGCAUCUGGAAGCACACCAUGCAUAGAAUACAGUUAUAACUUAACACAAAAUGUAGUUCACUACCUUUAACUAAACCUGAUGGCUUUGUAGUUUCAUUAGCACAAUGCUACAAACAAUUGGGCUACCUAUACAUUGACCAAGGACAUAAGUGAUUUUCCUCCCACUUUCCCUUUUUUUGGGGGGAGGAAGCAUGGUAUUUAAAGGCAGACAAGUCUAAUUGCAAGUUCUGAUGUAUCUCAGCAGGUGGGCGAUUUAACCCCUCUAGCUCUUGUGUUCUUCACCUAUAAACUUAUAUUCUUUGAGGUGUUGUUCUGAGUAUGAAAAGAGAUCAGGGCUAAUACUAGGUCAUACAGUGAAUUAGAAAAAGGUGCCCUCUCUGGGGAAACCAAUUAGGAAAAAGCAUUCAUUUCUUAGGGCUAACAUUGCCCAUGUCUCUUCUCAGACUUGGCAAAGAGAACCUGAACUGGAUUUCAGCCCUGACUUCUGCCUGCUCAUCUGGACAGUUUCGUCCAAGGAAAUGUGAGAUCUCUUCGGCCAAGAAGAACAACCUGAGGACUCUAUUUCUGAAGCAUUUGACUCUUGGUCCUUGUGAGCUCCUUGUUCCUGCAAAGUUGGCUGGGGUCACCAUAGUCGGUCAAAAAAAAUCCAUCAAUGACAGAGAUAGGGAAUCUCCAAUCUCUAUCCCAAGACGUGUUCUUGAUGACUUAAGCACAUCAACAGAAGCUCCGGAUGCAGAAGAGAGAUUUUAUCUAUGGGAAAAUGACCCUCUGAAAAGAAGUGUGAAAUCAUCAAAAAAGCCAUUGGAGGGGACACCUGAGAGUCAUGUGGCUGAAGUUUCACAAGAUCCCACCAUGCUUCUAGUCCAGAGGAGAAAUCUAGACCCACUCCCCGAAAAGUAUAGGCAUCAUAAGAAGGCCACAAGGACAAAAAGAAGGAGGAAGGAGAAAAUGGAGGCCCAGUGCCCACCUGUUCCUCCAACACCUUCAACACCACCACAAAGUGAGGAAGAUGAGGCUGUAGACAAAAAGCCAACUCUACUCAGUGCCCAGGAAGAUAAUCCUGACCUUCUCCAUGAAGUAGGGGUGGCAAAAUCCUGGGAUUGUCACUCUUCCAUAGGAAAAAUAAUGACAGCUCUUCACCUGGAGUAGGAAGAAUUGGGGCACUGACUCUGAUGAUUACUAUACGAAAAUUGGAAAUGUGACCAGUAUGUUGGUUCUUUUCAUGCCUGGAACAAGGCUUUGUACUGUUGGAAGAAUACAGGUUUCAGAUAAGGAAAGAUCUACACAAGCACUUAGUUUUGAAACUUUUCUGCUCCCAUGUGUCUUGACUCCUUACUCACAACCAAGAGAAGGGGAGUUUACAUCUCCUCUGAUGCAUUUGUGAAGGAGAAAGUAUAUGUUUCCAGGUUUCAAAGGUUGUGUUGCUGUAGUUGGGAAGGGAAUAGAAUGAGUUGCAAGAGUGGUGGCAAAUAUCCUCAAGGAUGCUUUGGAGGUAACAGAUUACAACCACAUUUGAAGAAAUUUCAUGGUUUGGUGAGGAUUUCAAAUUAGAAUUAGAGAAAUUUUGCAAAAUGUCGUAGUACUUAGAGUAAAAUAGGACACCUUUCUAAAGUCAGUCAUACUUUGAUACUUUUUGUUGUCUAAAAAGUGGUUGGUUUCUCAUUUUAAACAGUAUUGAGUUUUCUUGAGUUAAUUGACCAUGAUAAAUGGGUUUUAUUACAUAAAAUUUCAAAUUAUCCAAACUAUAUCUAUAUUUACAUACAUAUUUUCUCCAUUUAAUACAAGAAGCACACUCCCAGGUGAGGCAUAACGUACGAAAGUCCUGAGUCAUAGAGCCUGUUAUUAAAAGCUCACCAGAAUGCAGAUAUUAGUGUUGCUAUUAUAUUUUAUUAUUGUUAUUAUUUAUCAUAAUAUGUGUUUCAGGUUAGUUGUUCUAUCAUAGAAAAACUAUUAGUGGGAACCUAGUUAGCCAUAUCUUCAGCCCCAUCUACAAUACUGAUUUUCACAUAAAAGUUGUUUGCUACAAAUUUGGUACAUAGGUUUAAAAUAAGGAAAGAUCUAUAUAAGCGCUUAGUUUUGAAAUUUUUCUGCUCUGUGUCUUGACCUUUUACUCAAACAAGAGAAAGGGUGUUUAUAUCUCCUCUGAUGCAGUUUGUAAAUGGGAAAGUGUAUGUUUCUGUGUUUCAAAUUUUGUGUUGCUGUCUUUAUGGUUUGAAUUACUAAACAUGAUUUAUGACUUAAUAAAGCUGCUUUUGAAAAAUAUACUUAGAAAAAUAGUGUAGCUGUUUCAAAGUAAAAACAAAUUUAAAAAUAAAACUUACUACUAUUGAUG